Molecule: messenger RNA, 1836 nt
Organism: Eucalyptus grandis
Lineage: Eukaryota; Viridiplantae; Streptophyta; Magnoliopsida; Myrtales; Myrtaceae
Product: receptor-like protein 7
Exons: 1
Coding region: 1-1836 (611 amino acids)
Molecular function (GO): protein binding
Source: RefSeq, a predicted model, not a curated record
AUGAACGGUUCCAUCAUCUCAUGGCUUCUUCUUGCAAUAUCCACAAUCUCCAUCUUCUUCGACGUUGUUGGAGCUUCAGCUUCAGCCCAGUGUCUCGGCGUUGAUCAGAGAUCGCUCUUGCUUGAGCUGAGAAAAAGCCUCGUCUUCAAUGCCUCUAAGUCUUCCAAGCUAGUACAGUGGGACCGAAGCGCUAGUUCAUGGAGCGGCGUGACGUGCGAGGACAGCCUCGUCGUCGGUCUCGAUUUGAGCAAUGAGUCAAUCUCUGGGGGAAUCAACGGUUCGUCGAGUCUCUUCAAGCUUGAGUUCCUUCGGAGCCUAAACUUGGCUUUCAACGACUUCGACUCUUCAGCAAUUCCGUUCGGCCUCGCGAAUCUCAGCCGCUUGGUACAUCUCAACUUGUCUUAUGCAGGAUUCACCGGGAAAAUUCCAGUGGAUCUAUCACGCCUAACGAAGCUACGUACUCUUGAUCUUUCUGGUCUAUAUUUCAUUGAACUGCCUUUGCUGAAACUGGAGAAGCCCUCUUUACGGUCGCUGAUUGGGAAUUUGGGAGAGUUGAGGGAGCUGUACCUUGAUAAAGUUGAUGUGUCUGCUGAGGGAAGUGAGUGGUGCAACACGUUGUCCUCUUCAGUGCCGAAACUUGAGGUGUUAAGCAUGUCUUUCUGUUCUCUAUCUAAUCCUAUUGACACUUCUCUUAUGAGUCUUGCUAAUUUGUCGGUCAUUCAACUUGAUGGUAACAACUUUUCCACCACAGUUCCUAGUUUCUUACCGAAUUUUUCCAGCUUGAAAACACUGAGCCUGCGUGAAUGUGGCCUGUGGGGAGAAUUUCCUCAAAAAGUUCUCCAGGUACAAACACUUCAAACCCUUGAUCUCUCAUCUAACCAACUUCUUCAGGGUUCUUUGCCCGAUUUUCCAGAGGAUAGUUCUCUUGAGACCCUGGUCCUGAGUAAAACGAAUAUUUCAGGGAGGCUUCCAGAUUCAAUCGGUAAUCUAAGAAAAUUGUCAAGAUUAGAUCUGUCUCGUUGCAAGUUGAGUGGGUCGAUCCCAAGCUCGAUGAAGAACCUGUCGGAGCUGACUUAUUUGGACUUGUCUUGGAAUAAUCUUACUGGUUUAGUUCCGCCAUACGGCGCAUCCAGAAAUCUGACCCAAAUAAUAUUAUCCAAUAAUGCUUUAACGGGUCAGAUCCCCUUUGUUGGCUGGGAAGAUUUUUUGAAUCUUGAAUUUCUGGACCUGCGAAACAAUUCAUUGGAAGGCCACAUUCCCCCAGCUCUAUUUACACUUCCCCGAUUGAAGACAAUAAUGCUUUCACACAAUACAUUUUCUGGUCAGCUUAUCAUAAAUCUGAAUGCCUCUUCAUAUCAACUGGGCUUUCUUGAUUUGGGCAGCAAUCAGUUACAAGGGUCAAUACCAGCAUCCAUAUUCGAAUUACAAGAGCUUAAUUACCUCUCACUUUCUUUCAAUAAUUUCAGUGGCACAAUAAAUAUUGAUGCACUUGAGGGAUUCAGAAAUUUAACUUAUCUUGAUCUAUCAUAUAGUGGCUUGUCCAUUAAUGCUAUGCCAUCUGCUUCUACUAUUACAUCCUCUUUCCCUGAUUUUUCUCAGUUAAAAUUGGCUUCCUGUCAGUUGACGACAUUGCCUCAGUUUUUGGCUAACCAAUCCAAUUUGGUCUACCUCGACCUCUCGCACAAUUAUUUUCGAGGGGAGAUACCACAAUGGAUAUGGACACCAAAAGAUCUUCAAUUUCUUAACCUUUCCUCUAAUUUCUUUGAAGGUUUCAAACACCUCCGAGCAAUCUUACUACAUUCGUCUCGUCAUCGACCUCCAUGCAAACAUGCUUAG